CGAUUAAUUUGUCGAUGACGCGGAUAAGGUGAGAAUAGUGCUGAGGAGAAGUGAUGGAAUAAGGAAAAUGUUUGAAACACGCAGACACUAACUUCUAAUCAAGUAAUUAUCGCGAAACCAAAAAGUCCUGUGAAGUGGGAAUCGGGAGACUUGCUGCAUUUUAGGUUUCGAUUACUCGCCACACCUUCAUCUGCUGCCCUUCGGUGAACACAUAUGGUCGUUGCUGUUGCUGCGCGCAGGAUAAAGGCAAAUUCGAUCGGAACAACAAGCAACAAGGACAAGCAGGCAGUAAGCGGCAUCGAAUGAUACACUGGCCGACCGAAACAGGUGAUCGAUCAACCCAAAAGCAGGCAAGCGCAAGGCCACCAGUCAACCAGCGUCACCGAAAUACGCCACACGCCUACCCAAAACAACUGCCACCACCCGAACAAUGGUGAAACUGUAUGCGCUCAGUGUGUUCUACAAGGCACCGACCGAGGCUCGGUUGCUCAAGUCAGCGUACGAGCUGCAGAGUUUCUCGUUUUUCCAGCGUGGCUCGGUGCAGGAGUUUAUCAGCUUUGCCAGUAAAACCCUGGUCGAGCGGACGCAGCCCGCGACGCGGCAGUCCGUGAAGCAGGACGUCUACCUGUGCCACGUGUAUGUGAGGGCGGACAGUCUGGGUGCGGUGCUGAUCGCGGAUCAUGAGUACCCGCAGCGGGUCGCCCAUACGCUCCUGACGAAGGUGCUGGAUGAGUUCGCGGUCAAGGUCCCGACCGACCAGUGGGCGGUGGCGGCGAGCGAGGCGGCCAUCGCGUUCGGCACGCUGCCGGCGACGCUGGCCAAGUAUCAGGAUCCGCGCGAAGCGGACGCCCUCACCAAGAUGCAGGAGGAUCUGGAUGAGACGAAGAUCAUCCUGCGUAACACGAUCGAGGCCGUGCUCGAGCGCGGUGAAAAGCUCGAUGAUUUGGUAGACAAAUCGGAAUCCCUGUCGUUGCAGAGCAAGGCGUUCUACAAGACUGCCAAGAAGACGAAUUCGUGCUGCAACUUUGCAUAAGCAAGGGUCAGGCGCAGGCCCAGGCCCAGGCCCAGGCCCAGGCCCAGCCGAGCGAAUGCAUUGCGGGGGACGUGCAGAAGAGUAACUCAACUAUCCAACAAACGUUCCACAGCCUAGCCUGGCAAACCCACCUCUCUCCGCGAACCCACCCUCAAGCGGCACAUGAGUUUCGGUGAAAGACAUUAACUGGUGAAAAGGGGGAAAAUUGGCAAAUAUUGCCUGCUGCUGGUUUUAGGGAAGAGUGGAGCGCUCAUCAUUCUUCUUUCCUACAGCAAGCGGGCACACUACCCGUGUUUAUUCCCGUAAGGUGUUUGCCUCGAUGCGAUUGAAAGGUUUUUUUUGUUGUUUAUUUACGAUCAUAUGGCACCACCUAUGUGGUCUAAAUAAUCGCCUAUAUUUUCUAAUCGUGUCAGGCGCCGCACCAGAACCAACACGCAUAUUAUACAUAUAUCUAUAUUUCAUUACGUUAUCUACACACAUUUCAAGCGAUCAACGCUUCAAUCCGAUUCAUUUCGAUCUAUUGGAUCAUUUUAAUACGUUUGCUUUACGCCAAUUAACUUCCGUUUACACUUUUAGGCGCUUAUCAUGGUUGUAGAAUGCCGUUGAUUGAGAAAUCUCGAUCGUACGGCUCAGUUUUAAAGCCACGCCAGGGUACCAGUACGAUUUCCAUUGCAACGCAGAGGGCGGUAGUCACUAAUAAUUUCAUUGUUAUUUUUAAGAGGCAACCUGCAAUCAAUGCUGUUCGUUUGACCUUGCAUAUAGAAACAAAAACAAAAACUACAUAACCAAUGUUGCGUGAUGCUUUUGAAAGCCAGCGAGAAAGCGACUAAGAUCUGCUCGCUAUUUUUCAGAGAUCGCUAGUUGUUGUUUGGCGGGAGGUGCUUUAUUUAAAGUAGGGUUCGCAGGCAAGGAAAAAUGUUGCCCAAAUGAUGUACUCGUGAAAUUGUUCGAGAGUGCAAUUACGAAUUGGCAUAGCUAUCGAUGUGGCUAGGGGUUCACUUGGUGCUAGACCAGUGGCUGAGAAAAGCAAAUGGUAUUCGUAUUAGUUAGAGGCAACCGAUGCAAAUGAUUUUUCUUUUAAUAAGCGAAUUGGUAGGAUAUGGAAAGGAAUAGUGUUCUUAAUCCUCAUUUUAUUGUGUAUCCGUAGCAAAGGUAUGAUUUUAUUGGAACAAAGAGAGCAAAAAUUAAGCAAAAUUAGGAAAAAGAGUCGUUUGCGAAAUCGUUUCGUGUUUUGUCCAGCCUAUUUAUGCGUGUGCAAUAGAAACUUACGCCCUACUCUGAUUACGUUCUUUACCAAUGAUUAUCGAUUUAAGUAAUCCAAUGGGAAAUACACUAUGUAAAAACCAGCAUGCCCGCUGUCCCAUUGUCGACGGGGCGCUGAGCGAAGGGUAGACUCAAUGGAAGCGUUACAACGUAAGCGUAAAGCGUAAUAAAGCUAAUUGUAAAACAAAGA
This is a messenger RNA of Anopheles aquasalis, 2486 nucleotides long. It is a transcript of the gene Ykt6, whose product is annotated as YKT6 v-SNARE homolog. The record is from RefSeq and is a predicted model, not a curated record. NCBI's taxonomy places the organism in Eukaryota, Metazoa, Arthropoda, Insecta, Diptera, Culicidae. Gene Ontology annotation, cellular component: Golgi apparatus; membrane. Gene Ontology annotation, biological process: endoplasmic reticulum to Golgi vesicle-mediated transport. Gene Ontology annotation, molecular function: SNAP receptor activity.